AUGAAGGCUUUCAGUCUCCUAUCUCUCGCAAUUCUCUGCGUCUAUUCGACAGUGGCACAGAUUCUUCCUUCAGUUUACUAUCCUCCUGAUGGGAUAUACUACAUUUACAACGUUCAAUUCAAGGAGUUCUUCAACAAUUUCGGAUUUAAGGCUACAGAGGGCAAUCCUAUUGCUGCGUUCUGUUAUGUAUCACAGAAAACUAACGAGUGGUGGUUGGUGGAAACAGUGGGCAGCACGAGUGGCAACCAUAUGGUCACAAUGCGUGUGAUGUCGACUGUGCAGGGAAAUCCUGCUGCUGGCGGCUAUGCUGCUAACGAGAAUGGAUCGCUUGUGCAUAGCAAGACCGCGUCUACUUGGACUCUGAAGCCAGUCCCAAAUUCCUGUUCUCAAUUUAUGAUCGUUGAUGGCAAUACAGCAAUAACACAGGCUUUCCAAAACCCAGAUGGAGUCGCAUUAACGGUUGAGGCUAUAAACCAGAAUGCUGCAAACCAACAAUGGGCAUUCAUCCCUUUCGAUCAGAUUACUAACUAUUUCCCGGUGGAUCCGAAUGGUGGAUGUGAUCCUUGCCAGUUCUGCCCGGCUCCGUUGUAA
Molecule: messenger RNA, 591 nt
Organism: Fomitiporia mediterranea MF3/22
Lineage: Eukaryota; Fungi; Basidiomycota; Agaricomycetes; Hymenochaetales; Hymenochaetaceae
Exons: 5
Coding region: 1-591 (196 amino acids)
Source: RefSeq, a predicted model, not a curated record